Molecule: messenger RNA, 4569 nt
Organism: Misgurnus anguillicaudatus (oriental weatherfish)
Lineage: Eukaryota; Metazoa; Chordata; Actinopteri; Cypriniformes; Cobitidae
Gene: adam15
Product: ADAM metallopeptidase domain 15
Biological process (GO): innate immune response; proteolysis; integrin-mediated signaling pathway
Molecular function (GO): integrin binding; metalloendopeptidase activity
Source: RefSeq, a predicted model, not a curated record
AGGAAAUCCUAUCUGGUUGGUCACACCGAGAAAUACGAUUACUGCCUCAUUUUAACACAGCCGAGCAGACGUAUUGCGCACUGUGAUUCGCCUCACAGAAAGCUUCUUCUACACGGUUAAUACUAUAUGGACGGAUCAUUUUUAUCGAUCUCAUGACGGAACUGGCGUAAUAUAGAGGCCAGGAUCAUUACUAAAACUGAACUGGGAUUUGCAGCAGGAUGUCGGUUAACCCGGACGGAACCCACAUUGGGCCGGGAACCCUCUGUGAAAACGGACCUCAGUUCGGCGUUAAGCAGGUGAAUGGCCAGGUGCGCGUUCACGUGUGACAGAUCUUAGCGCCUGUGAUAGCGGAUCACUGCGCGCAGUCUUGGGUGAUUACACUGUUUUGAGAAGUGUGCUGCUGAGCUCUCACAAGUUCAAAGAUACACUGGACCAUGAAGCAUCAUCAGUUGUUUAGAUGUUUCUGGCGAACCUUCAUCACUGUACUUCUGUUUGAUGGCACACCGAUGAUGAUGUUUAGAGGAUCCUUCACACUGACCCUCAGCAACAUCAGCAUCUCACGCCAGGAUGAUGCGCGGAUCACUCACUCUUCUCAGGCUGUCACAAAUCGCAGAAGAGAUGUGAAGCCUCUGAUGAGGACAAGGCCAUUUGCAUUAGUGGAUGGAGUAAGAAAAAGCCUGAAUCAUGUUUUGAAGAAUGGUCACCCUGAUAGACUGCAAUGUGGUUUACAAGUAGGAACCAGCUUGUAUAUCCUAGACCUGGAGAAAAACCAGGAUCUUUUGCCUAAGCCACCUAACGUGUUUUACUAUCUGCCAAAUGGAACUGGGUUGUCUAUGGAUCAGAAUCCAGUGAUUCACUGUUACUAUCAUGGCUCAGUUCAAGGUUUCCCUCAGUCUCGUGUAGCUCUCAGCUCCUGCUCUGGGUUACGAGGACUGAUAGUCAUUAAUGCAACACUGAGCUUUGAGCUGCAUCCUGAGGAAGAAGAUGGUGAUAAAAAGGAAGAGGGGAGUGGAGAAAUGAAAGAUGGAGGGAUGCAUGUGAUCUACCUGACCAAUCCACACACAGAGUCGGGAGGCUGUGGAGUUUCACACAACUCUAUUCCUCCCAUUCAGAUCAUUCCACAAACACACAGAAGUAAGAGAGACAUUCUUUCAGAGACCAAAUACAUUGAACUGGUGCUGGUGGCAGAUCAUAAAGAGUAUGUUAACUAUCAAAAGAAUAAUAAAACUAUGAUCUAUCGUAUGCUGGAUGUUGCAAACCAAGUGGACUGGUUCUACCGGCCACUGAAUGUACGUGUGGCUCUGAUGGGUUUGGAGAUCUGGAGUGACCAGGAUAAGAUCCUGGUGAAUAAAAGUCCCACUGACACUCUUAACCGCUUCCUGGAGUGGAGGACCAGAGAGCUGCUGCCACGACUACCCCAUGACAACGCUCAACUGAUCAUGGGUGAGUCAUUUGAUGGGACAACGGUCGGCAUGGCCUCUCAGUCGUCUAUGUGCUCGAGGGAUCGAUCUGGAGGGGUGAAUGUGGAUCACCUGGUGAGUGUUUUAGGCGUGGCCUCUACGGUAGCGCAUGAGUUGGGUCACAACCUAGGAAUGAAUCACGAUACAGCCGACAGACGCUGCCAAUGCCAGAACGAACCACGGCUUGGAGGCUGCAUCAUGGAGCCAUCCACUGGGUUCAUGCCCGGUCAGCUCUUUAGCAGCUGCAGCGAGCGAGAUCUGUCUCUUAGUCUGCUGCACGGAGCCGGGAUGUGUCUGUUUAACAUGCCCCAGCCGGAGAGUCUUCAGGGAGGUCCGCGCUGCGGGAAUCUGUAUGUGGAAAAAGGAGAAGAGUGUGACUGCGGGCUACUGGAUGAAUGUAAUGAUCCUUGCUGCAAUGCCAGUACGUGUAAACUGGUUUCAGGUGCCCAGUGUUCUUCUGAUGGUAUCUGCUGUGAGAACUGUAAGUUGCGUGUGGCUGGGUGGGAGUGUCGGGAGCCGUUGGGAGAGUGUGAUUUGCCGGAGUACUGCACUGGAACCUCCCCUUAUUGCCCGCCCAAUGUGUUCCUGCAGAAUGGAGAGCAAUGCAAGGACGGCUCCUCCUACUGCUACAGCGGUGUGUGUGCCAGUCUGGAUGAGCAGUGCCAGAUGCUUUGGGGACCUAACUCCACCCGUGCACCUCCUAUCUGCUUCUCCUCUGUAAAUAAACAGGGCAAUAAGUAUGGAAACUGCGGUCUGAUGCCCAAUGGUUCCUACAUCCCCUGUUCAAAAGGGGAUGUCCACUGUGGUAGGAUCCAGUGUCAGGGUGGGAGUGAUCGCCCCCUGUUGGGAUCCAAUGCUGAGAUUUUGACCACGAAGGUUAAACUAAACCAGAGUGACUUUACCUGUCGGGGGACCUAUUUUAAUCUAGGCGAUGAUGUUUCUGACCCAGCUAUGGUGGCUCAGGGGACGGCCUGUGGGCACAACAAGGCAUGUGUGGACCAAAGAUGCCAGGACAUCUCCGUAUUUGGUGUUGAGGAAUGCCGCUGGAAAUGCAAUGGCCAUGGGUUGUGUAACAGUAACAAGAAUUGUCACUGUGAUCUGGGAUGGGCGCCUCCUGACUGCAGAUAUUCUGGAACCGGAGGCAGUGUGGACAGUGGGCCUGCACGAAAGCCCAAAGAAUCUGAUCCUGCGCGGGUCGCUCUGCUGGUCAUCUUCCUGUUUGUGUUGCCGGUCGCACUGCUGUUUGUUGCACUCCGGUAUCCACGCUGUCGCCGAAGCCUUGUGUACCUCGGCCACACCCCUUUUAACAAGAGCCGCCAGAGCCGAACUCCUGCCAUUGAGCUUGCUAAUGCUCGAAAUGGAGAUCAAGUACAGCCGCUCAGAUACCAGUGGCCCCGCCAGAGUGACAUUCCUCUCACCCAGGCUAUCAGCAAGGUUCAGAACAGGCCUGCUGCUCCAACUAAACCUCUUCCACCUGAUCCAGUCUCUAAACCAGCUCAGCUGGCGGGGCACUGGCCCGCCCCUCCUACCAAGCCCCUCCCUCCUGACCCCUCCCCCUCAGAGAGCAAGAUGCAGUGCAAGCCCACAAGAAGGCGACCGGCUGCACCAAGAAAGCCCCUUCCCCCUGACCCUGUCGUCUCAGACCGACAGAAUCCUGUUCCCCCCAAACCUCCAGUUCCCAAGAAGCCAUUGCCUAUGGAUCCCUCGUCUCACUCUCCUGCACUCUCACUACAGGGGCAUCCAGCAUCUGCUGCUGCAUCUUCAUCAUCCUCUUACUCACAUAGCCCAGCACCAGCCACUGCUCCUGCCAGACCUGCUCCCCAUCCACCUUUACGGAGACAGCAGUACCCCGGGAAACUCUGUGCUCCAACCCAGUAUGGCCUAUAAGGAACACUGUGUGAAGCAGACUUGCGCAAAAUUUGCACUGACUCAGACUUCUACAGCAUGAAACCUUUACGGGGAUGCCUGCAGGAAGACUCUCAUGUGUACUCUGCAUGUGGAUCACUACUAAAACUGAGAGCUUACUCUGAAGCUUAUUGCAGAGAAAUUACAGACCCCAGCAAUGGUGAAAUAAAUAUUCUCGAGAAUCAUUUAGGAGUGGACAAAACGCAAACAUACAUUCCAUUUAAUGUGUGGUUCAAUGCAUGGACAUUGGAUGUAGCCAAAUGAUGCCUUGAGGAAAGAAUCUCAAGAGAUGCGGUAUGCAUGCUCGAUUGCCUGCCUAUAAACUGAUCUUUCCUACCGAAUCUCUUUGGUGCCUAAUUAAUCAGCUACAGACAUGUGAUCAAUGACAACACUUGCAUCAAUACUAAAUAACAGGACUCUUUUUUUUCUAGAGCUGAAUGUUUGCUUCUCUGUCGUAAAUCAGCUCAUCUCAGACGUUUUCAAUCACACGUGGCUUUUGUAAUUCUGUGUCUUAUUUCCGUAUAAAUUUGCGAGUCAUGAAUACAAACGCUGCUGCAGGGACAAAGCUGAUUGGAAGAUUAAAGCACUGGGGAAGAAACUGAAGAUAUUUAAGUGUAUUUUAAAUUAUGUACUUUUUUUAGGCAAUAAACGUGGAUCUAUUUUUACAUUUUAACCUAUGUCUUAAUCCACUCUACAUUUUGGUUUUUAAAGGGGCAUUUCCCCCAUAGAAACAUUAAUCUUUAUUGAAAGUGCGUCAUAUUUGUAGUCGAAAUGUAACAUACAUUUAGAAUUUGGUGCCUAUUUGACAAAGAAAAGGGAUGUUUGUAGUCUCACUCCCUCAACAAAGAUAUUGCACUUCCUUCUUUCAAUGAUGCAAUAUGAUGAUUUUUACAUCAUUGAAAGAAGGAAGUGCAACACUGAAAUCUGUAUUUCUCCUGUCUCAGCGGCAACUGAGGAAAUGAUGCAUGACCAUUCAAAAACAUGACUGGGGUUCUAACUAUACAAAGCUUAAUGCAAAUUGGUGAAGUGUCCCUUUAAAGAAAGGUUAAAUUCAUUUUCUAUUUAACUUUCAUUUAGAUUUGAUUCAGAUAAAAUGUCCACAGACCCAAUUAUAGUACCUUACAUUAUUAAUAAAACAAUAAUAAUUGUGUAUUUUUAUGGUAAAACAUGCUAUUUAUUAAAACAACAUCAAGCUUUCCCAAAA